ACGAAUAUUGUCUAGUAGAAGCCCCUGGGCACAGGUGAUUCAGGCGUUCCGAGGGUAUAUAUUGGUAUGAAUGCUCGUAGCUGAGACAUUAAUUCUCUAAACUAGAGAGAAAUUCGUUUUAAUCGGCGACUGUGCUGUUUGGAUUUGUACCAAUUCUGAAAGCUGUUGCUGCCCUUAAAGAUAGCGAGUUGAUUCUGGGUAGUCACCGGCCGUAUCGGUUCCAUACCCAUUGUCUUUCACUGAAGUUCAUCUGUAUACUUUCCCGAAGAACAAUAACUUUCCAUCUCAAUCCUGGAUUUCACGUUAUGCUGAAUGACACUCCGGCAAUGUAGCUUCUUGACAUUUUGAAAUACUAAGGCCAACAUGAUAAUGCUCAUAGUUCACACUUAGUGAGAAUUCGAAAAAGAAAUCAAGGAUGGGAGCGAACUGCAGUUCCCCGGCGGGCGCAUCCGUCUCUAUCAACUCCCAGGGUCUUGAAAAUUGCCCUCCGCACCAACGUAAUAGGAAACCAAUCAACAUCACCAAUAACAAUUCUUCCAAUGCCAUCAAGACGGCAAAGGUCCCACCCAACAAUGGGAUCCGAAACGAGUUGAUCAAUCUGAAUGGAAACGACAGGCACGACGUGAUGUUCAACAAGGACAAUGAUCCCUUAAUCGGGGAGAAGACCAAGCUGGACUGGGACAACCAGGUACCCCUCAUGGACCCCAACGUGGUGGCCAUGAUGGUGGAGAAGAUGGAGAUGAUGCGGAAGAUGAAGAAGAUGAUGGGAGGGCAUCCUCCCAUGCAGAAUGGACACGGGCCAAACGGGACAGGGUUGGACCAUGUGGAUGGACAAAUGCCAUCGAAUGGUAACCUUAAUGGUAACAUGACAUCCAACGGGAGGGUCCCACCGAAUGGUAUGCACCCCCAUGGGAUGACCAAGCCCAAUGGUGCACCCCCUAUGAACGGGAAGAUGCCACCAAAGUUUCCCAAACUGAUGGGCAGUACGGAGAAUGCAGUUCGUAUCGUGAGGCAUAUGAAGUCCGUAUUCAAUUCAGAUGAGAUACAGGACCUGUGCGACCAGAAAAUGGACUCAACAGACGGGAACAUCAUGUUCAAGAUGAUGCAAUGCAAACUGGAGAUGGAAUUCAAAUUCUUAAAUGAAAUUGGCAUGGGCCACCUUACGCAGCUGAUCGCAACCGGGAAACUUCCUCCUAUUUUGCAAUUGAUCUUCAUCUGUUACCAAGAUGAACCUGAGGUCCUCAAUGAACUGUCGUUCGUUGGUCCUGUCUUUUCGAAGCGGCCCGAUCUGGUGGUAAGAAGAGGUGAUGCAGUUCCUAACAUCAUCAUGAAAACGUGCUCUGAAGAAGCAGUGUCGCUCGACGACCUCCAUGUCAACAAGAACCUCCCCCUGGUCGUCUUCGCCGCGUCGUCCUCCUGACCUCCGCUUCAGGCCUGUUUAAUAGGCGGGGCUCUCUCAACCUUGUUGGAGACCUACCGAACGCAGGCCGAGUUCUUAGUGGUUUACUUGGAGGAAGCACAUGCCAAGGGGGAGUUUGGU
This is a messenger RNA of Strongylocentrotus purpuratus (purple sea urchin), 1540 nucleotides long. RefSeq lists its product as uncharacterized. The record is from RefSeq and is a predicted model, not a curated record. The transcript has 5 exons. Lineage: Eukaryota; Metazoa; Echinodermata; Echinoidea; Camarodonta; Strongylocentrotidae. Bases 416 to 1420 code for a protein of 334 amino acids.